This is a messenger RNA of Carassius auratus (goldfish), 4507 nucleotides long. Its product is annotated as protein kinase C theta type-like. Gene Ontology annotation, biological process: protein phosphorylation. The transcript is spliced from 19 exons. The coding region runs from base 1332 to 3491 and encodes 719 amino acids. Gene Ontology annotation, molecular function: diacylglycerol-dependent serine/threonine kinase activity; ATP binding. The record is from RefSeq and is a predicted model, not a curated record. NCBI's taxonomy places the organism in Eukaryota, Metazoa, Chordata, Actinopteri, Cypriniformes, Cyprinidae.
UCGGAGCACCCCUAGACAGAACGAUCUUCAAACUGUUCACACGGAGUGAAGAAAAGUAGUCUCAUGUCAGAAAAACUAACAAAAAAAAGAAGCCAUUUUAGAUGACAUCUCAAAUAACCCUUUUUUGUACUGAAGAAUUAUUACAAGUGCUUUAAAAUCUACAAUCUUUCUGCUUUUGCUUGUCAACACUUCAGCGUGGGUGCUUGCAUUGUAUUUGGACUCAUGUAAAAAUGUUUUGUUUUCAUGAGAGUUGGGAUUGAUUUUCUGUGGAAACGGAGCCACAGAGUUUUAACUAUUGAUUAUUGAAUAUUAACUGAACAAGCCUUAUGAGUCUAAGCUCCCGAGUGGUUUGCGAAAGGUCAAAUGUAUUUGUAGUUCAGUCUGGUCUAGUGUAUGCGAGUUCAAUGGAGGCGUUUGUGGUUUGAUCCCACUCUUCUUCCACCCCUGCAGCUUUCACAUGCUGGGAUAGUUCAACUCUGUCGACUCUGGAGUCAGUAUUGACCCCACACACUGUUUGAUGAAAUAUCACAUUCAUAGAGCCAAUAAAGGCUUACUAUAAAGUUCUGACAUUAAAGAAUCUGUCUGUAUCCUGCUGUGUUCUUUCUAUCCAUCUACUGUUGUUUGUUUCUCUUCUGUCUAUCCUGGUAGCAGAAGCAGGUAAGAGCAGCAGCUUGCUAUCUGCGCUUACAGUCCUUCAGUGAUGCAGGAAGUGCGGUUUGAGCUGUCAGUCAAACGACAGGAAGUACUCGGCAGUCAUGCAGAAACACGUUUACAGAGCAAGAGAGUUUUUAAGCCGUGUUUUGAGAAACUUAAGUUUGUGUUUUUUUUAUAGUUUUUUUCCCUCUUUAUUUACUCUAAUUGCUUAUACAUUGAAUAUUAGUAUAUGCUUUUUAAAUUCCAUCUAAAAUCGUCUUCUGUUUAUCACUUACAAUUCUUACAUCAUGAUAUGACAGAACAGCUGAAAACUUGAGACUCCAGGGGUUAACACCCCUCCAACCAUCUAGUAAUGUUGAUUACCAAAACUCUACUGUUCCAGGUUUUCAUCCCAGCAUCAUUUCUUCUAAAAGAGUAGCUAUAAGAGAGGACAGACCUGGUGGACAAAAGACAAAGUUAAAAACUUAUUUAAAGAGUAUCACUUUGAAUGCCACAGACUGAAGGACACCACGGUUGACCCAUCUGAGUUUCGAAACCCAUUUAUCAGUCAUCACAAAUAUGAAAAACAUCAAAUAGCAUUACAUCACUGUACAGACCCUUACAGUGGAAUUAAACCACUGUGCUUUCAAGAGAACUAUAUCCGAGGCUAUUGCCGUCGGAUCUGAGAGUUUACAGUCAUGUCUCCGUUCCUGAGGAUUGGUUUUUCGAGUUUUGUGAUGGACCCAGGGCUUGCCUACCAUGAAGAAGUACUCAAUCCAUACUGCGCUGUCUACAUGAAAGAAGCAGUGGAGACUGAAAAGGGUCAGGUGUACAAACAGAAGCGGCCCACCAUGUAUCCCCCCUGGAGCAGCACAUUUGAUGCUCACGUCCACAGAGGACGAGUAAUGCAUGUGGUGGUCAAGGACAAGACGGCUGAGCUAAAGGCAGAGGCUACUGUUCAACUCGACACCCUCGCGUCACGUUGUAAGAAAGAGAACGGCAAACUGGAGAUCUGGGUUGAACUGAAGCCACAGGGUCGCUUAUUGAUGGAAGCGCACUAUUUUUUGGAGAGGAGUGAUGCUGCAGGUCACGGCGAAGGAGGUGGAGAGACCGAACGGGAAAAAGAAGGGGUGUUCGCACUGCAUCACAGACGGGGAGCCAUCAAACAGGCUAAAGUUCAUGUGGUCAAAUGUCACGAGUUUACUGCCACAUUUUUCCCUCAGCCGACCUUCUGUUCAGUCUGCAAGGAGUUCGUCUGGGGCCUGAAUAAACAGGGAUAUCAGUGUCGGCAAUGCAAUGCUGCCAUUCAUAAAAAGUGUAUUGACAAAGUCAUCGCCAAAUGCACAGGGUCAGCAAUAAACAGUAAAGAAACCAUGAUCCAUAAGGAACGUUUUAAGAUUGACAUGCCUCACAGGUUUAAAGUGUAUAACUACAUGAGCCCGACAUUCUGUGAGCACUGUGGAACCUUGUUGUGGGGUCUUGCUCGGCAGGGCCUUAAAUGUGAAGAGUGUGGCAUGAAUGUUCACCAUAAAUGUCAGAAGAAGGUAGCAAACCUUUGUGGGGUCAACCAGAAGUUAAUGGCAGAGGCCCUGGCUAUGAUUGAGAGCACUCAACAGCAGUCUCGCAGCUCGCGGGAUAGUGAGGUUGUUGGUCGAGAGGGUCCAGUGGGUGUAAAUCAGUCAGGGGUCACUAGAGAGCCUUCAGAUCACUUACCAAUUUCACCCCUCGCGCCUGCACCCCCUCUACCACGCAAAGAGCAUCAAGGUAUUUCAUGGGACACUCCGGCUGAGGGCCGCAGGCCAAGUCUUGAACAGCCUGAGUCAGUGUACUCCACCCCACGCAAAGAGCUUCACAAAUUCAACCUAGAUAAUUUCACUCUGCAUAAGAUGCUGGGCAAGGGAAGCUUUGGAAAGGUAUUCCUGGCUGAGCUGAAAGGCUCAGGGCAGUUUUUUGCAGUAAAGGCAUUGAAGAAGGAUGUAGUUCUGAUGGAUGAUGAUGUUGAAUGCACUAUGGUGGAGAGGAGGGUGCUGUCUCUGGCCUGGGAACACCCCUUCCUCACACACCUCUACUGUACCUUCCAGACCAAGGAGAAUCUCUUCUUCGUGAUGGAGUACUUAAACGGGGGCGACUUAAUGUUCCACAUCCAGACCUGCCACAGAUUUGACCUUCCGCGGUCCACGUUCUAUGCAGCUGAGAUCGUUUGUGGGCUGCAGUUUCUACAUUCUAAAGGCAUUGUGUACAGAGAUCUUAAGCUGGAUAACAUCUUGCUAGACAUCGACGGUCACAUCAAGAUCGCAGAUUUUGGCAUGUGUAAAGAGAACAUGUUUGGAGAAGCUAGAACGUGCACUUUCUGUGGAACCCCAGACUACAUCGCUCCUGAGAUUCUGCUUGGGCAGAAAUAUGGGACUUCUGUAGACUGGUGGUCAUUUGGUGUCCUUCUCUAUGAGAUGAUGAUUGGCCAGUCCCCAUUUCAUGGCCAGGACGAGGAAGAGUUGUUUCAGUCGAUUCGCACAGAUGACCCGUGUUACCCACGCUGGUUAAGUAGAGACGCGAACGAUAUUCUUGUAAAGCUAUUUGUCCGGGAACCAGAGCGAAGGCUGGGUGUGAAAGGUAAUAUAAGGCAGCAUGCAUUCUUCAGAGACAUAGACUGGAACGCUCUUGAGAAACGGCAGGUGGAGCCGCCCUUCAGGCCAACUGUGAAAUCAGCAGGUGACUGUAGCAACUUCGAUAAGGAGUUCAUAAACGAGAAGCCACGACUUACCGUCACAGACCGUAUCAUCAUCAACAGCGUGGACCAGACCAUGUUCAACAACUUCUCCUUCAUCAACCCCGCCAUGGCCAAUCUCAAGAGCCCCUGACUCACACACAAACAAGACAUUUGUGCAAAUACUGUAAUACGGUACAAAACGAAUAGGCAAACACUCACCUGAACAUCAUGUCAGUAUCAAGUCAACCUCAUUUAAUGCUACGGUCAGUAAAAGACACAGUAGUGUCAAAUUAUAUCAUAUAAGUUGCAUAUUGUUAUCAUUAUAUUAUUUGGUGCCUCCUUGCUGCAACAAACACACAGAAAAGCAUUUGAACGAGCAAAAGAAGAAUGUGUUGGCUCAUUUGCUCCGUCACUGAAAAUAGUUCCAAACAAACUUGAAACAGGUGUCAAACACAAGUGGUUUUUCAAUCCUGACCCAAAUGAAUCAUUUUUGAAUGUUUUGAAGUUAAUGAGGCAAGAUUUGUCGCCUCCUACUGGUUCAGUGAUAUAACCCUACAGAAAAAUAUGCUAAGAAAUGUGGAAUUGAAAUCCUUUUACUUCGAAUGAACAAAUGAGCGAAAUGAAAAUGUCUGAAGUAUCCGCAGUGUGUUAACAAUGGAAACAGAGCAAUGUAGAGAUUAUUAAAUGUGAGAACUGAAUAAUUUUAAAUAGACUAUUAUUAUUAACCGAUUAAAAAUGAUUUUGCAGGCCAGUUUAGGGGAGAUAUACAUGUAUUUGACAUUGGCGAGGAAUUUGAUAUUUGAAUUUCAGCUUAAUGUACAAUGUACGUUUUGUAUUUUAUUUGUUUGAAAAGAGUUGUGAUAUCAAGAUACUUGUGUUUGCUUGUGCAUCAUGAAAGAUUAAUUCAUUUUGUUUUAUUAGUAGGAAUAUGCUUUGGUGUCCAAAUCUUUAAUCAUGUUUUAUUGAUUUAUUAUGUGUUCCGCACAAUGACUUCUAAAGGCCUUGUAUAGAGGUGUGUAUAGUGGCAAAAUAUAAGUUACUGCUCAGUAUGGUUCAGUUAUGUUCUUGGGUUGUACAAAGUUAUAAAUUAAUUCUUGGAAAUUAAUGUGAAGUGUUAGAACUCUCACCCUCUCUCUCUCUCUCUCUCUCUCUCUCUAAAUAUAUAUA